Molecule: messenger RNA, 1635 nt
Organism: Ilex paraguariensis (yerba mate)
Lineage: Eukaryota; Viridiplantae; Streptophyta; Magnoliopsida; Aquifoliales; Aquifoliaceae
Source: the annotation of a GenBank genome assembly
AUGAGAUAUAUCACAGCAGCUCUUCUUUGUUACCUCUCUUUAUUUGUAGCGUUUGUCAAUGGCGACUCUCCACACCUGAACUUCGAUUGGACUGUUUCCUUGUCCCAACGUGCACCUUUUGGAGUUGACAAACAGGUGAUCGUGAUCAAUGAUCAGUUUCCAGGGCCAUUGUUGAACACAACCACAAACGACGUGGUGAAUAUUAAUAUUCAUAACAACUUGACAGAGCCAUUCUUGAUGACAUGGAAUGGAGUGCAGAUGAGGAAAAAUUCAUGGCAAGACGGAGUACAGGAAACAAACUGUCCAAUCCUGCCAGGACAGAACUGGACAUACAGUUUUCAGAUGAAGGAUCAGAUCGGCAGUUUCUUUUACUUCCCUUCUCUUCUUCUUCAAAAGGCGGCGGGAGGAUAUGGCGCCAUUCGGAUCCACAACCGUGCCGUCAUUGCUGUCCCAUUCCCUCGUCCCCAGGAAGAAUAUGAUGUACUGAUCGGUGAUUGGUACAAUGCAGAUCACCAGGAUUUGAGAGCCAUACUUGACAUGGGAGGCAACUUGCCUUUACCAGAUGGAAUUCUCAUCAAUGGGCUUGCACCCAAUCAAGCAACUUUUGAUUUUGAACCAGGCUCAACAUACAGGUUGAGAAUAUCAAAUGUGGGAUUGAAGACAACAUUGAACUUCAGAAUUCAAGACCAUGUGAUGCAGUUGGUGGAGACUGAAGGUUCUUACACCAAGAAAGAAUACUACCCAAGCUUGGACAUCCAUGUCGGCCAAUCUUACUCAGUCUUGGUCACUGCUAAAAACCAGACUGAUGGCAAGGCCUAUUACAUGGUUGCCACUUCUCGGUUCAUUCCUCUUGAGCUUUCUGGUGUUGGGGUCAUACGAUAUUCUGGGUUCCAGGGCCACCCCCUGGAUAAUAUGCCUCCUGGACCAUCUAUGUAUGACUAUGCUUUCUCUACAGAACAAGCCCAAUCUAUCAGGUGGGACUUAGCAGCAGGAGCAGCUAGGCCAAAUCCACAAGGCUCUUUCCAUUACGGAAGCAUUAAUGUCAGUCGCACACUUAUUAUUGAGAAUGAUGUUGCGGAAAUUGGAGGCAAACUUCGGUACACUGUUAAUGGGGUCUCAUUUGUUCAUCCUGACACACCAUUGAAGCUAGCAGAUUACUUCAUGCUCAGUGAUGUCUUUGAGACUGGUAUUAUUUCUGAUACGCCCCAAAAGGAUCUUCCUGGAUUAGGCACUUCUGUUAUUGAUGCCCAAUAUCAUGAUUUCCUCCACAUUAUCUUCCAAAACCCUCUUCCCUCCUUGCAAACAUGGCAUGCUGAUGGCUACAACCUCUUUGUUGUUGGGAUGGGAUUAGGGGAGUGGAAUGAGACCACAAUGAAGACAUACAACAUGUUCGAUGCUGUUUCACGUUCCACUGUCCAGGUUUAUCCAGGGUCGUGGACGGCAAUUAUGGUAGAGUUGGACAAUCAUGGAAUGUGGAAUUUGAGAUCACAGGAUGCAGAGAAGUGGUACCUGGGGCAAGAAUUCUACAUAAGAGUGAAGGAGGUGGGACAAAACGACCCUUCAAAGGUUUCCCCCAGGGAUGAAGCUCAUAUUCCUGAAAAUGCCAUUAAAUGUGGAAGGCUCACUUCUUUGUGA